Molecule: messenger RNA, 2400 nt
Organism: Cynara cardunculus var. scolymus (artichoke)
Lineage: Eukaryota; Viridiplantae; Streptophyta; Magnoliopsida; Asterales; Asteraceae
Product: glutamate receptor 1.2-like
Exons: 6
Coding region: 1-2400 (799 amino acids)
Cellular component (GO): plasma membrane
Molecular function (GO): glutamate-gated receptor activity
Source: RefSeq, a predicted model, not a curated record
AUGGGGAUUGUUCUAGAUAUGGAGUCAUUAAUAGGGAGGUCCAUUCACAAGGGCAUUGCCAUGGCCAUAUCUGAUUUUUAUGCUCUUAAUCACAGUUACAGAACGAGAAUAGUUCUUCACACAAUGGACUCCAAGGGAGAUCCAUUAGAAGCUCUUUCAGCUGUAGAUCAUCUUCUCAAAAACGUGAAGGUGAAAGCCAUCAUAGGCCCAGAAACGCAUCUUCAACCCAAGUUAUUGUCCUUGUUUGCUGACAAAGCUAAAGUUCCUAUAUUUUCUAUUGCUGCUUCAUCUUCGAUGGAAUACCCUUACUUGUUCCAUAUCAAAGACGAUGAAUCCAUGAUGGCCAAAUGCGUUGCUGCCGUUGUGGAAUCAUAUAAAUGGAGGCAUGCUAUCUUCGUUUAUGAGGACACUGAAGAUGGGAGGGAGAUCUUACCCUAUCUGGUUGAGUCAUUCCAGGAUAAAAGCAUCCAGAUCACUUACAGAAAUGCCAUUUCUCUCUUGGCCACAAGUGAUGAAAUAAUUGAACAAUUACAUAAGCUCAUGAAUUUUCAGACAACUGUAAUUAUUGUACAUAUGUCACCUUCACUUGCAUCUAGACUUUUCUUAAAUGCAAAAAAGUUGGGAAUGAUGAGUGAAGAAUAUGCAUGGAUUUUAACAGAAAAAACAGUUGACGUCUUGCGAUCAACAGACUUUGAAGUUAUCGAGUCAAUACAAGGGGUACUAGGUUUUAGGCCGUAUGUUCCGGCAUCAAGCAGGCUGCAUAACUUAACAGCAAGAUGGCACAACUUCUUUUACAGAAAGUACCCUACAUCGGUAACAAAGGAGGUACCUGUGUUUGCCUUACGGGCAUACGACACAAUCUGGGCACUUGCGGAGUCUUUUGAGAAAGUUGAAGUCCUAGAAAAUGGUCCUUUUUUUCUAAACGAGGUCUUGAAAAUCAGGUUUAAGGGCAUAAGUGGUGAGUUUCAACUUAGUGAAGGAAAAGUUAUCUCCAAUGGAUAUGAGAUUAUGAAUGCCAUCGACUAUGGUGAGAAGCGAGUAGGAUAUUGGACAUUAUCAGAAGGUAUCAAGGAAGCAUACCCCUUGAUUAACCGCGGUCAUAGAUAUUCUAGUAUGCAUACUGAAGCUGUUAUCUGGCCCGGACGGUCUACAACUGCUCCAAAAGGUCGGAUGUUACACACAUUUCCUGGUAAAGAGUUAAACAUUGGUGUUCUAAAGAUAAAAAACUUUAAGCACUUCAUGGAUGUAGAGAAUGAUGUGGAGAAAAAUGUUACAAAUGCCACUGGGUUCUCUAUAGAUGUAUUCAAUGCUUGCAUUCGCGCGUUAACAUAUGAAGUACCUCACAAAUUCAUUUUAUUUGAGAAUGCCAGUUAUGACGAUCUGGUGCAGAAGGUGUAUAAUCAGGAAAUUGACGCAGUCGUGGGGGAUUCAACAAUCUUGGCCAACAGAUCUGAGUAUGUUGACUUUACGUCGACUUACAGUGACUUGGGUGUAGGAACACUUGCCAGAAUCAAGAAAAACGACAUGUGGUUCUUCUUGAAGCCACUGGACGUGGGUCUAUGGCUAACUGCUAUUGCUUCUCUUAUGGUAACUGGCUUUGUGGUUUGGGCAAUUGAAUGUAUGAAUCAAGAAUCUGAAUCUUCACCAGCUCAACGAAUUGGAACAAUCUUCUGGCUCAUCCUAUUGACCAUUUUUUUCGCUCAAAGAGAGAAGCUGUCGAACAAUCUGUCAAGAUUUGUAAUGUUUGUUUGGUUACUAGUGGUGCUUAUCUUGAUCACAAGCUACACAGCAACAUUGGCUUCACUGUUGACAGUUGAGCAAUUUGAAUUGGUGUCAAAAGGGGGAAUUGUGGGGUUUCAUGGAGGUUCUUUUAUGAGAGGAGUAACAGUCAGCAAUUUGCACUUUGAAGAUAAUAUGAAGAGGGCAUACUACUCAUAUGAGGAUUAUGCCCAUGCUUUAUCAGAAGAUGGUGAAGCUGAUGCCAUUGUUGAUGAGAUUCCUUACAUCAAGAUGUUUCUUGGCAAGUACUCAUCAGGCGACUAUGCCUUGGUUUCGUCUCAACCCAUCACUUCUGGUUUUGGCUUUGUAAGUUCCCCUUUCCUCUCCAUCACUUGCACUAUUUUACAUGCACACAUAUCAAAUGAGAAGAUCUUCCAAAAAGGUUCGCCGUUGGUACAAGAUGUGUCAAGAGAAAUCGCCAAAAUGAGAUUAGACGGAACUCUAGCAAGUUUGGAGAAGAAGUGGUUUGAGAAUCGGCUUUCUAUCCCGUCAAGGAAUUCUACAAUGUCCAAAGCCUUGAAGCUUGAUAGAUUUGGUGGUUUGUUUAUUAUUAGUGGGGUGACUUCAGCUUUAGCCCUUAUGAUCUCUUCAUUUAGGGGGUGUUGGCGAUUGCUUAUUUGA